Molecule: messenger RNA, 2585 nt
Organism: Pelodiscus sinensis (Chinese soft-shelled turtle)
Lineage: Eukaryota; Metazoa; Chordata; Testudines; Trionychidae
Gene: NUBPL
Product: NUBP iron-sulfur cluster assembly factor, mitochondrial
Biological process (GO): mitochondrial respiratory chain complex I assembly; iron-sulfur cluster assembly
Cellular component (GO): mitochondrion
Molecular function (GO): ATP-dependent FeS chaperone activity; 4 iron, 4 sulfur cluster binding; ATP binding
Source: RefSeq, a predicted model, not a curated record
AAGGGGCGGGCUGCAGAGGCGGGGUUAAACGGCGCCAUCGCGGCGCGCAGGGGGCGGAGAGGAUGGUGUCCAGAGCAUGGUGCCGGCCGCUGUGCGCCGGGGCUCCGCGCUGCCUGCCCGGCUGGGGCAGCGCCGCCUUCUCCUCUCGCUCGCCGUCAUCAAGCACCAGUGAUGAGAUAUUAAAAGAAAAACGUGCUCAAAUCAUGUCUCGAGGACUUCCAAAACAAAAGCCAAUAGAAGGAGUUAAGCAGGUACUAGCUUUUGCUUCUGGGAAAGGAGGAGUUGGAAAGUCAACAACAGCAGUAAACAUAGCCCUUGCAUUAGCAGCACAUGAUUCGACAAAAGCAGUGGGUUUGCUUGAUGCAGAUAUUUAUGGCCCUUCAAUUCCAAAGAUGAUGAAUUUGAAAGGAUAUCCAGAAUUAUCACCAAAAAACUUAAUGAGACCUCUUAAGAACUAUGGCAUUGCAUGUAUGUCUAUGGGUUUCUUGAUAGAAGAGAGCGCGCCAAUUGUGUGGAGAGGACUUAUGGUAAUGUCAGCUGUAGAGAAAUUGUUGAGGCAGGUAGACUGGGGUCAGCUGGACUAUUUAGUAAUUGACAUGCCACCCGGAACAGGAGAUGUACACUUAUCAGUGUCGCAGAAUAUUCCAGUUACAGGGGCAGUGAUUGUUUCUACUCCACAAGACAUUGCUUUACUGGAUGCGCGCAAAGGAGCCGAGAUGUUUCGAAAAGUCCAUGUGCCUAGCAGAGAGGGGACACCAGGACUUGGGAUUAAGUUUGCUGACCACUUUUGGAAGCGGUGCAGAGCUAGGACAAGGGUUUUGGGGCUUGUCCAAAAUAUGAGUGUUUUCCAGUGUCCAAAAUGUAAACAUGAAACCCAUAUUUUCGGAGCAAAUGGUGUAAGAGAUCUAGCAAAAACUCUUGGACUGGAUGUUUUAGGAGAUGUUCCAUUGCAUUUGCAUAUAAGAGAGACAUGUGAUGCUGGCCAGCCUAUUGUUGUGUCUCAGCCUCAAAGUGACAUGGCUAAAGCCUAUCUAAGGAUAGCUAAUGAAAUAGUAAAGAGAUUGCCGCCAACUCCAGCAUGAAGUGCCCAUCUCUAGUACCUGUGAUUAGAACUUAACAAUGAAGACCUUGAUGGUAUCAGCAGUAGGGGAACAAGCAGAAAUACAUAAAUUUUAAUUAUAUAUUGUAUUUGUAAGAAAAUUGUUUAAAAGUUAAUUUCCUGAGUUUAAAAGUAUUUUAUUUUAUAUUUGUCAUGACAUUAUCAUUGGGUUACAUUCAAUGGAUUGAAAGAUUCAGAAGAAAACUGGGAUGGUACCUGAAAUUUUUAUUUAGUCACCUGCAGCUGAUUUUUAAUAUCUUUGAACAACAAGAACGAAAUGCAUCAUUCAGCAAUGCAUUUCCCUCCGUUUUAGGAUGGAGGAUUGGUCUAUGGAAACUCCAGUCCUAGUAUAUAAUGUGCCAUCUUCAUCCAGGAAGAGAGAUUCAAAAGUGAACCACAGCGUUUUGAGGAUUAUAAUUGGUGCCACACAACUGCAUAAAAAAUAAGGGCCUCUGCAAUUCGUGCUACUUCAUGUAUGUUUUUAUUCAGGCCUCUUGUCAAAUUACAAACAUGACCUUAAACUGGGCAAACCAUCAAAGAUUUCAUUAGCAAACUGAAAACUACGCAACUGCCCUAUAUUUGUGUGCAUUUACAACUCAGCAUAAAAAACAAUAUGAUAUGUAUACAUAUACAGUAAUGAUUUUUCCUAGUGGAUCAAAAGCAAGUUUCUUCCCUAUUGGUUUGUAUCAGGUUAAGAGAUAAUUUCCUGCUUAUGGAAUAAUGAACUAAGCAAAUUUACUUGCCUGCUUUGUUAUGUUGAACCCAGAUAGAAAAGAAGAAAACUAGGUAAAAACAAGGUCUUCUUGUAAACCACAGAUCAUAUUUGAAUUCAGUUUGCCAAAGGAAAUAAAUGACAAAAAUAAAUUAAUGUCAUGACUGCUUAUAGGAAUGUGUUCCCAAAUCAAAGUAACUAUAAAGAAUCUGAAUAUGUAAAUUAAAGAUAUUUUAUUGUGUUCUGUGAUUUUUAUUUUUCUGUUGGGGUGUGUGAUUUUUAUGGAUUUAAAAGCACAUGAUUCUGUGGCACAGGCUUUCAUAUACAAAUAGAAGUUUGCAUGUAUAUUUAAACUACUCAAAUAUGUAUCCUUACAGAUGUUUUGCCUUUUACUUCACUGUGGCCCUUAGUUUAUGCCAUUUUUCCUGGUGCUUUUUCUCCUCUUGAAAUGAUCUGACAUAAAAUGGAAUUUGACAUUCUUAGAGCCUUAAAAGAUGGACACUUACAAUGUAAGCUAAAGAAUUUUUCAUGCGUUAUUCAUUGAAUCUCAGACUUUAGUAAAUGUAAAUUUACUAAAUUAGUGGACUUUAGUAAAUUGUAACUUAGAUUUUCUUUAUGUAUUUGAAAAAAGUGCAGAGAAGUAAAAUCACAGUUGAUCUGUUUCAGUAGCUAUGUCAAUUCUAGCUUUUGGAUGUACCUUUGAUUCAAACACAAACCCAAUCAUUUGCAAUUGUCUAGUAAUAUAGUUCAUAAAAAUUAAACCUUUAAAAUGUG